CGCAUGCGCCGGGGGCCCCGCACCAACAUGGCCGCCGCCCCCGGUGAACGCUGCCGCCGCGAGCCGGCCGUUGCUGGGCAUGCUCCCUGAGUGCCCCGCACCGACAUGGCGGUCGUCUUCGCCGGGGUGACUUUAAUUCUAGGUUUUCGGUUAUAGCCGGCCGGUGCUCAUUUCUCUGCAAAAAGAUCUGAGCGCGGGGAAAGGAAGGGUGAGUGCGGGGGUGAAAGGUGAGGAGACUGCAGGCGUCCGGGCCGGCUCCUGGCAGGAAGAAGAUGGCCGAGGGCGAGCGGCAGUCGCCGCCAGCUUCUUCAGAGGAUACCCCUCCAGCCCCUCAGAACUUCAUCAUUCCAAAAAAGGAGAUCCACACGGUUCCAGACAUGGGCAAAUGGAAACGUUCUCAGGCAUACGCCGACUACAUCGGAUUCAUCCUCACCCUCAACGAAGGUGUGAAGGGGAAGAAGCUGACCUUCGAGUACAAAGUCUCUGAGGCCAUUGAGAAACUGGUCGCUCUUCUCAACACGCUGGACAGGUGGAUCGAUGAGACUCCUCCAGUGGACCAGCCCUCUCGAUUCGGGAACAAGGCCUACAGGACCUGGUAUGCCAAACUCGACGAGGAAGCAGAAAAUUUGGUGGCCACAGUGGUCCCCACCCAUCUGGCAGCUGCUGUGCCUGAGGUGGCUGUUUACCUAAAGGAGUCAGUGGGGAACUCCACGCGCAUCGACUAUGGCACAGGACACGAAGCAGCCUUUGCUGCUUUCCUCUGUUGUCUCUGCAAGAUUGGGGUGCUCCGGGUGGACGACCAAAUAGCCAUUGUCUUCACGGUGUUUAACCGGUACCUUGAAGUGAUGCGGAAGCUCCAGAAAACAUACAGGAUGGAGCCGGCAGGCAGCCAGGGCGUGUGGGGCCUGGAUGACUUCCAGUUUCUGCCCUUCAUAUGGGGCAGUUCACAGCUGAUAGAUCACCCGUAUCUGGAGCCCAGACACUUCGUCGACGAGAAGGCCGUGAACGAGAACCACAAGGACUACAUGUUUCUGGAAUGCAUCCUGUUUAUAACUGAGAUGAAGACGGGCCCCUUUGCAGAGCACUCCAAUCAGCUGUGGAACAUCAGUGCUGUCCCUUCCUGGUCCAAGGUGAACCAGGGUCUCAUCCGCAUGUAUAAGGCAGAGUGCCUGGAGAAGUUCCCUGUGAUCCAGCACUUCAAGUUCGGGAGCCUGCUGCCCAUCCAUCCUGUCACCUCGUGCUAGGAGGGCAGAGCAGCCAGAGCCAUCCAGGCUGCCUGCCGUUCCUGUGUCUGCCCGUCCCGACCCCGGCCACGGCCCCCUCCCGCCCCCUCCCUCUGUUCUUUCUGUUUGAUGAGAGGCUGUUUACUGGGGUGGGCUGCGAGUGUGGGGUUGAGGAAGGCUCAGGGCAUUAAGGCUGAAGGAUCCAAGUUGGGGGAAGUGACCAAAGUGCGGCCAGUUUCCUGCCUUCCCCUGUGGUGCACGGGCGAGGAGGGGUGGGCAGGGACAGGCUGUCUGGGCCGCACCCCUGCUCCUGGCCUUCCUCUCCCCGCUCUGGCCAGUCCCGUUCAAGACCCGGCUGUUCCGUGGCACGGCGGGGCCAGGGAGGUAUUUGCUGUUCCCAUCGCUUCCCCUUCCCACGUCCCGUUGCCUUUCUUGGGGUUGGAGCGGUUGUUCUCCAUGAGUCAGUUUCCUAAGCCAUGUUUAGGUGGGUGUCUGGGGGUCCUGAGGGCCGGAGGCUGAGGCUGGUAGCCAGCCUGGGCUGGGGCAAGGCAGGGGGAGGCAUUGGCCUUUCUGGCCGGUGACCCGCAUGGCUGCCUCUGGGUCUGUGGGGUCCUGUGUCCAGUGUCUCAUCCUGGCUUUUCUGUUUCCUGGCCCUUGGCUUUGCCGGGUGUCCUGCCAUAGCCACAUCUGUCCCCAUCCUGGAGAGUAGCCUCUGGAUGCCACCCCUUGGAUAGGCGCUGGGCUCCUGGAAGCCAACCCCCCCCCGCCCCCGCAGGGCUUGCUCAGGGCCGAUUGAGUGGGGCCUGCCUUUCCAAAGCUCUUUCUGGCUGGGAGGGGGUGGCAGAGACUCGGAGACGGCCGUGGGGCCAUCACGAUUGGAGAGAACCCGGAUUCCUUCAGUACAUCCUGUCCCCUCCUUGCUGCUCCUCGCUCUGCAAGGCCCUUGGCCUCGCUUUGUCUGCCCCUCUGGAUGGCGGGUGAGCAGGCUGCAGGAGGACUCCAGAAAGCCCACUUGUCCUUCCACCUCUCCAGAUUUGCCCUUUGGCCCUCCAGGGUGCGGUAGAGAUGGCCCCCCAAGCCUGGACUUUGGUUCUGAGGGUGGGCAGGGGCUGGGCUGGGCAGGCCCACCCGGGGAGUUAGGGAAUGCUGGGGGCAGCAUGCCGUUCCAGAGUUUUCUUCCAGGGCUGCUCCCAGGCCUGGCUCUAGCAGACUCUCCCCUGCCCAAGCCCAGGCCUGCCCUUCUCCGCCGUUCCCUCUUUAUAUCUGAGUCCACGUACCCUUGGGAAGGAGGAGCACUGAGAAGCACAGUUCAGGGGCUUAAUUCUCGGAUCUGGGCCGAUGGCCUGGGCAGAGGCUGGAACAAGAGUCACAGAAAUAGUUUUCGAGGCGUGGCUCAGUGCCCGCCUCCGUCCCGGCUCCUCCCGCCCGUGCGCCCCCGCCCCCUGCAGGCCCCAGCCCCUAGCGCCUUCAUCGCCGUUCUGAUUAAAGCCUCUGUUUCGCACCUGUCA
This is a messenger RNA of Pteropus alecto (black flying fox), 2731 nucleotides long. RefSeq names its product protein phosphatase 2 phosphatase activator (gene PTPA). The coding region runs from base 273 to 1244 and encodes 323 amino acids. The record is from RefSeq and is a predicted model, not a curated record. Gene Ontology annotation, cellular component: cytoplasm; nucleus; protein phosphatase type 2A complex. Gene Ontology annotation, biological process: mitotic spindle organization. Gene Ontology annotation, molecular function: protein tyrosine phosphatase activator activity; peptidyl-prolyl cis-trans isomerase activity. Lineage: Eukaryota; Metazoa; Chordata; Mammalia; Chiroptera; Pteropodidae. The transcript is spliced from 11 exons.